This is a messenger RNA of Exophiala dermatitidis NIH/UT8656, 1032 nucleotides long. RefSeq lists its product as uncharacterized. Bases 1 to 1032 code for a protein of 343 amino acids. The record is from RefSeq and is a predicted model, not a curated record. NCBI's taxonomy places the organism in Eukaryota, Fungi, Ascomycota, Eurotiomycetes, Chaetothyriales, Herpotrichiellaceae. The transcript is spliced from 2 exons.
AUGGACGAUCCCCGAUGCGAAGAAAUCGCGCGCGUCAGCUACACCAACUUCGGCCUCAGUCUAUUCAUCCUCGUUGGCAUUCUAGUAUCCUACCUUCCCCAACACAUCCGAAUCAUUCGCCUACGCUCGUCAUUCGGGCUGUCGCCAUGGUUUGUCCUACUGGGCACGACGAGCGGCACAUGCGCCUUUGCAAACAUAUUGGUGCUGCCGAAAAGCCGCGCGGACAUUGCGUGCUGUCGCGUCGUUGACGAGUUUGCAUGUCUGGCUGGUCUGUUGGGAGUGGCGCAGGUCGGGGUCCAAUGGAGUUGUUUUACUGUCAUUCUCUUACUCUUCCUCAUCUUCUUCCCACGACCCAAUAAUCCCCAUCCGAAUCGCGAUCUCGAUCAUCUCGAUGCUGCUACCACCAGCGCAAACCUCGUACCAAAUCACGACGUCUACGAAUACAACGACGAGACGGAAUCGCUCAAGGCAGCAGAAGAAGAACUCGCCCCAUCAUACCGCACCGCAUUGGCCGUAACGGGCAUUUCGGUGGUGCACGCAGUGAUCAUUGCAAUUCUUAGUUUCUACUUCGUUUACAUGCGUCCGACGCAUGCGCAAGGAUGGGCGAACUUCUUGGGCAUUUUCUCCACGGUGCUCGCGUCGAUCCAGUAUUUCCCUCAGAUCUACACGACCUUCAUGCUCAAAAGAGUUGGCAGUCUGAGUAUCCCCAUGAUGUGUAUCCAGACACCAGGCAGUUUUGUCUGGGCGGCCAGCCUGGCCGCGCGGCUGGGGAGCGAGGGUUGGAGCGCGUGGGGGGUCUAUGUUGUCACGGGCUGUCUGCAGGGCACGUUGCUGGUCAUGGGGAUUUAUUUCGAGAUUAUGCAUCGGAGGAGAGAGAGGAAUGAAUUGCAGGCUAGAAUGGCCCAGGCCAACAGUAGUACGGAGAGUCAGGCGGAAUUAUUGGAGGAUGAUCUUGCGGAUGAAACUGGUGGUCAACCUCCUCCAUACCCUCCUCCGUCGGAGGAGACUCCGCUGUUGGCAGUAGAGGACUGA